CAAAUUACUUCCUUCUCUCCAUUCUCCGAUCCCUUCCUCUGCAUUCCACCAUUCGGGCACAGCGCCAGCGCCACCGCCACCGUCCGCUGCAAUCCGCCGCCCGCCGCCGCCCGCCGCCGUCCGCCGCCGUCAAGAUGAGUGAUUAACAAUCAACCUCCCGUGCCCGCCUGUCAUACGCCCCCUUAACGGAAGCCGAGCGGAACAACGAAAACGCGGCCUGGGUGACACCCAUAACGGUAGCCAGAAUAUUAAUUUUUUGAAGCGAUAAAGAAGUGUUAGAUAGAAUCAAACACAUAGUUGGCUCACAUUUUUUGGGGAAUUGGGCAUCCUACACGGAAGUUGACCCCAAGGUCCGUGAACUUUGGUGGAAUCUGUUUAAGGGCCAACAUCGAUGGACCGAAGCACAUGGCGCUGAUGUUCUGAGAGCGUAUAAUACAAGGGUCUCUAAGUGGUUUAUACCCACUUUUAAGCGUGCCUGAAAGAGCGGGAUGAAGCCUGGAUGGGCUUCCGAUGAAGUCUGGACCAGCCUUGUUCGCCACUGGUCUUCAGAUCCAAAAUUUGCGCUAAAAAGCACAGCCGGUAAGAAAAACCGGAUGUCCGAAAAGGCCAUGAAGACACAAUGGCACGGGGGGCGCAAACCUCAAGAUAACCAUAAAGAAACUCUGGCGGGACCUGAGAAAAAGACGGUCUCCACGUGGAAGGUUAUCAAACAUUGUUGGACGAAGGGCGGCGAUGAGUCUAAUGUCGAGCUGCCACCCCGCCUCGCCGAAAUUGAAACGAAGUAUCAGGGUGCGGUUGGGAAGAAACGUGCUGAGUUAGGCUUGACUGACUCAGAUAUCGAACUCGAUUCUGAUGCGGAUGAUGAGGCGAUGUUGGAGGCUGCCGGGGUGUAUAAGGGCCGGGUUCCGUGCAUGGGGGCCGAGGGGCUACGAAUUCUGCCCAACUCCAGAGGAGCAUCAUCUUCUCGAUCGAGGGUAGAGGAUCCACGUAUUGCCCAACUGCAGCGAGAAUUGGAGGAGCGACGGGAACAUGACCGAAGAACAAGAGAAAGGCUUGAAGCGAUGGAACAGUAAAUGCAGCGCUUCCCCGCCACAUAUCGGCCUGAAAUUUAUAUAAGGCACCCUGAGACGACUCCUCAAGUUUUGCACAUGGGCAAUAUGGGUUAUCAUUCUAACACUGGGUUGAGCAUGCCUUCAAUGGGGUCAUUCGAAUCUUUUUCGUAUGAAAAUUUUAACCAGUUUCAGACACCCGGCGGCAGCAGAGGAGGAUGCAGCAGAGGAGGAGGCAGCAGCCGAGGAGGCAGCAGGCACCCGACCCGAAGACCACGAAGAGCCCGAAGAAGAUUAUCUCAUUGAUUAUGAAUAUGAUGAUCCUAGAUAUUAUCAUAACGGAUAUUCCCGAAACAGUGUGUAAUAAUACAUUUUUUAAUUUAAAUUGAACAUCGGUUUUAUUACUGUUAUAAUUCCAGUCUGUAAUAAUUACUUUUAUUAAAUUACUG
Messenger RNA from Cuscuta epithymum, 1498 nucleotides. Lineage: Eukaryota; Viridiplantae; Streptophyta; Magnoliopsida; Solanales; Convolvulaceae. The record is from the annotation of a GenBank genome assembly.